UUUCACUUUAUCAUGGUAACAAAUUUUCCUUUUUGUUACUAAAUGUUACUAAUCUCUCGCUACCGUAAAAGCGUAAAGAAACAUAAGCAGUGAGAUAGGAUUUUUCUGUCGUUUUAUUUCAAUUUCUUUUUAAAAAGAAACCCACGAAUCGUUUUCAUGUAACAUGUUAAACAACCUAUAAACAUGCACCUCAGUGGUCAGCUGUCAUCAAGUUUUCAGCUUCUUAGCUUUAUUUGGCACUAACUUCUCAAGUGGUUAAAUAAUUAUAUGCCAAAGUGUUAAAAUAAUGUCUCUUCCAAAAACAGAGACUACAGUAAAAACCCAUCAUGUCGAGGAUGCUUGAUUUCGGGUGUGCAAUGUCACCGCCUGUUGGAGGACGAUUUUCUUUUCGGCACUUGUUUGCUUCUGCCCUCCAAUGUGGACGACACAUCUGGAACAUUGACACUUCGAUGCGACGCGACAAAGACAAUAGAACGUAUAAGAACCCAUAUAUUUUAAAAUUGUGUCCACACUGGAUGCGGCGCGGCACUACGCGACAAUCCCAUUAAAAACACUUUGUUGUUUCGGUAAAGAACGGUGUAGACACGGCAAGGCUUCAACGGGUUUGGAUCUACUUGGCUAUGUGUCUGAUUGAAGACAAGACAUGGGGAACAAACAAGUAACCUUUAAAGAAGAACAGCUUGAGGAAUACCAGGAUUGUACAUUUUUUACAAGAAAAGAAAUCUUGCGACUACAUAGGCGAUUCCGUGAGCUGGCACCAAACUUGAUCCCGUUAGACUACACAAAUAGCCCUGAUAUAACGCUCCCACCCUGCCUCAUUACCAGCAUGCCAGAGCUAAAGGAGAAUCCUUUCCGACAACGCAUAGUUGAGACUUUCUCUGAGGAUGGCAAAGGAAAUCUUAGCUUCAAUGACUUUAUGGACAUGUUCUCCAUCCUCAGUGAAAUGGUGCCGCUAGAACUUAAGAUGAUAUAUGCUUUCAAGAUUUAUGAUUUCAACAAAGAUGGGUUUCUGUGUGAGAAGGAUGUUGAGGAAACAGUGGCCAGACUUACAGGUAAGGAACUUAGAUUGGAGGAGAGGAGACUGGUUGCUCAAAGGAUAAUGGAAGAGGCAGACUUGGAUGGAGAUGGGAAGCUCUCACUUCUUGACUUUAAAAACAUGAUCUGGAAGGCACCUGAUUUCAUCAGUUUAUUCCACAUUCGAAUAUAAGAGGGUGGAACAGAACUCUCGAAGUCACUCAACUCAACUCAUCAUCAACCUCAUCUCAUCUCUUCCCGUCCUUGUUGGGAACAUCUUUAAAGAAAAAUAAAUGCUCUUGGUUAAGGUUCAAGAUCAGCUGAUAAGCAAAGGUUCAAAUAACCUGUGACUUUUAAUGGUAUUUAUUUAGCUUGAUAUUUUAAGAGAACAGACAUUUGGAAGAAGUUUGUGAAAGGAAGAACUGUACUCAAGGAGAUGCCAAUGCAGACUGCCUCUUAAUCAUAUAAGAGACAUUUUUACAGCACAAGUCUAUAGUGGAAAUGAGAAAGCUUGAUUUGCUUUCCCUUGUUAUCUUAAUAGAAGUAAAUACAAAU
Triplophysa dalaica is the source of this 1569-nucleotide messenger RNA. Its product is annotated as calcium and integrin-binding family member 2-like. Bases 644 to 1207 code for a protein of 187 amino acids. The record is from RefSeq and is a predicted model, not a curated record. NCBI's taxonomy places the organism in Eukaryota, Metazoa, Chordata, Actinopteri, Cypriniformes, Nemacheilidae. The transcript has 6 exons. Gene Ontology annotation, molecular function: calcium ion binding.